AUGACGAGCGACGACCAGUUCUUUUUCGACUACCUUGCCUCGAUCCCCCAUGACGUAAGGCGUUACUCGCUGGAGGUUGCGGACUCGAUCGAUCGACAGGUCGACCACGCCGCUGCUGUGGUUCGCGAGACGCUCUCGCAGCAGAGCUGGCUGCCGUCUUCCAUCCGACCGUCGCCGCGAACGUGCGGGCAAGUCGGGCCAUCGUCUCGGUCGCGGGAUUUCGGGGAUCGGGUAUACGAGUGGAUUCUGCGGAAUCGGGCGUGGACGGCCGCCAUCUUUGCCUUCUUCGGAACUACGUGUGUGCUAUAUUAUGGAGGCAAGAAGCUGCACGGGAAGCGAAGGAAGGCGAGGAAGGCCGGGAAUGGCGCUCGGAAGGAGAUUGUCGUCAUCGCCGGGUCGCCGCAUGAACCCAUGACACGGUCGAUUGCGACGGACUUGGAGCGCCGAGGAUAUAUCGUCUAUGUGAUUGUGUCGUCCGUGGAGGAAGAGCACAUGGUGCAAGCAGAGAACCGGGCGGAUAUCCGUCCUCUCUGGCUUGAUUUGACGCAGACGCCCUCACCUUCUGAAAUCCAUCCGUCAUUGCUCGGGAUCCGCUCUCUCAUCACUCAAGCCCAGUCACCCAUGCCCGGCGUGCCGCCUCACAUCUGCCAACUCAGCGGCCUGGUCAUUAUUCCCUCGGCACACUACGCCGCGGGCCCCGUUGCGACGGUCCCAGCCUCCAGCUGGGCCGACGCGGUGAACACCCGGAUCCUCUCUCCCAUCCUGACGACGCAACUGUUUCUCCCGCUCCUCACGCUACGCAGCUCAAGCAGCAGCAUCGUCGUCGCGUACCCGUCCAUCUCGUCGUCGCUGGCUGCCCCCUUUGCCGGACCGGAAGUGGCGACCGCACGGGCUCUGUCGGGCUUCGCAGCCUCGCUGCGCCGGGAGCUCCGUCUCGUCCAGCAGGGGAACGUCAGCGUGGUAGAAGUGCGGCUGGGCAACGUCGACCUCGGCGCGCAGUACCGCCCGCUACAGAAUCAAGUGGCGGGGACGGAGGUGCUCGCCUGGAGCACGCAGCAACGAGCCCUGUACGGGGCGCAGUACCUGUCUAGCAUUGAGCAGCGGCCCGUGGCGUCUGCAGGCCCGCAGAGUGUGCGGGGCUCGUCGGCCCGGACACUACACUAUGCGAUCUUUGACGCGCUGGAACCGCCUGCGAAGAACCUGUUCGGGCGCAAAAAGGCCAAGCAGGCCGUGCUGUACGUGGGGACGGGCUCGCGCACGUACAGUCUGAUCGGGCAGUGGGUGCCGGACGGACUGGUGGGAUGGAUGCUUGGGCGGCACCGUGUGAAUGGUGAAAGUGAUGGUAGUUGGGAGAGAGUAUAGCUAUUAUAAUAUUGAUCUUCUUUUGGUAUCCGACAUUAUAGUAGAUGUAUGCCAACGCAUGUAUCACGUUAACAUGAGAUAUGAUAUAUAUGAUAUCAUUACAUGCAUGGUAUUAAAAAUAAGACUUUUCCUGACCCGCCUCGAGAUUCUCCUCACCCCGAUCCGAGACGUCACGCGCCGAGCGUUUCACGACCUCCUUGGUGAGUUUCCUCCGCAACCAGAUGAGAGCGCAGGAGAUGGCGAAGAUGACGAGGAUAGCAGCCAGAAUGCCGAAGCAGUAGCCUGUCACCAGGCCGGAACCGUUGGUCUUGAUGUCGAGGAAAGAGUACGGAUACCAUCCUUCGUCGUGGUAUGUCAGAUAUGCGAGGGCGAGGUAUAGGAGG
Molecule: messenger RNA, 1745 nt
Organism: Penicilliopsis zonata CBS 506.65
Lineage: Eukaryota; Fungi; Ascomycota; Eurotiomycetes; Eurotiales; Aspergillaceae
Exons: 4
Coding region: 1-1362 (453 amino acids)
Source: RefSeq, a predicted model, not a curated record